Molecule: messenger RNA, 3147 nt
Organism: Prosopis cineraria
Lineage: Eukaryota; Viridiplantae; Streptophyta; Magnoliopsida; Fabales; Fabaceae
Product: class V chitinase-like
Exons: 10
Coding region: 1009-2685 (558 amino acids)
Biological process (GO): chitin catabolic process; carbohydrate metabolic process; protein phosphorylation
Cellular component (GO): extracellular region
Molecular function (GO): chitin binding; chitinase activity; protein kinase activity
Source: RefSeq, a predicted model, not a curated record
UCGGUUUUGCGUCUGCAGAGCGGAGGAGAGAGCCAACCAAUUCUUCCCUCCUUUCUCCUCCCUCGCCUGAUCAGUCAUUUGCCAGUCACUAUGGAUGCGUCGGCACAGUUACUGGACGUUUGGGUCGCAAGAUUGUUCCUCUCCUUCCUGAUUUCUACUUUCUUCUGCAUCUGCUGGGAGCGAGAGAGAGGGUCCAAUUGCUGAUUCUGUUGCCUCUUCUCCUCGCGGGUUGGUGCGUUCGGAAAGAGCUGGAAUUGUCAUAGCCAAGAGUUGCUGGUCAGUUCGUGAACUCUCCUUCUUCUUCCCCUGUUUCCUAUUGCUAGAAACAUCUUCUCUUCCCCGUUUUCCAGCACACAAGCUCUAACUUUAGUGCAGAUGGGAAAAAGGCUCUUGAGGUUUAGAAAUCUAAGUUGGUCACUGGCAUGGGUGUUUAGGUCACCAGGAGUUGCUGUUGCAAGGAAUCUAUUCAAAGUUGAUCUUCUCGCUCCAUGUGUAGGCUUCAUUGUCGAUUCCUUCUUCCUCCUUGGGCGUUGUCUAAGUGAUGGUGAGUAGAGCUCGUCCUUCUUCCCCCUCCGUUGGUUCGCUGUUAUUACGGGUACUGUUAUGGGUUUGCGAUGUUCUUCCUCCUCUACUCUUCUUUGACAGUGCGAUGGCUUCCCUUGCUUCUUCUUGGUUCAAUGUCGCCACUGUGUUCAACUGUCGGUGGCUGUGGGGCUAUCCUACACCUCAACGACAAAACAUGAGGGGCAAUGAAUUUUUGAAUCUAUAUAGUAUGAAGGCUGAAAUAACAGCAAACAAAAAAGCUCGUCAGACUUGGAGAUGAAGUUUACAAUGAUCAGAGGAUGGGGCUUUAGUCCCUUUUGGGAAGACACGAUCUGGUAUGAGCAACCACAAAACCCAAUGAUGAAACCAUUGCCACCAGGUAAUUGGCCAGUUUUUGCAAUUAACGCCAUAUUUGUGUCGUGAAAAUAUUAUUUCCAUUAGUCAUGCACACCAAAUUGUAGGCCAAUGAGCAAAGAGUUGAAAGAUGGUCAGCUGAAGCCAAAAGUUUCAUCCAAGAGCAGGUUUCAUUUUGAGACCUUCAUCCACCCAGAAGAUGAGCCUGACGUUCGUAGCUUCUCCAGCAAAGUCAGAGAAAAGAACCGAUCCAUCAAAACACUCGUCUAUAUUUGGGGAAAUAAUAUUUAUGCCUCGAUGGUGAGCAAUCAAUCUUCAAGGAGAUCCUUCAUUGCAUCUUCCGUAGGCAUAGCCAAGGCAUACGAGUUUGAUGGCCUUGACCUUUACUGCGAUUACCCUGAAAUAAAAGCUGACAUGGAUGGUAUGGCAAUUCUUUUACAAGAAUGGAGACAAUAUGUACAUGAUAAUGAUCCAGAACUGAUCUUGACUGCUACAAUUCCAUAUUCGCCAUAUUGGCCAUUCAACAAGUCUAUUUAUCCUGUUGAGUCAAUGGCAAGGUACUUGGACCGGGUACAUGUCAAAACAUAUUCUUACAUUCUGGGGAGGUCACAUGUCACUGCCGCACAUUCAGCUUUAUUUGACCCGUCAAGUAGAUAUUACAGCACAGACUAUGGUAUCAACGAAUGGAUUUCCAGGGGAUUGUCACCCAACAAGUUGGUUUUGGGGUUGGCUUAUUUUGGGUAUGCAUGGAAUCUCACUGAUCCUAAUGACAAUGCAAUAGGUGCGCCAGCAACAGGUCAAGCACAAGCUCAACGUGGAUCGGGGAAAAUGACAUACGGGGAGAUCAACGACCGAAUUCUCUCCCGCAGAGAAGGCGAUAUACAAUAUAAUGACACUUAUGUAAUCAACUACUGGUCAUGUGGAUCAACUUGGAUAGGUUUUGAUGAUGUUGAGGCUAUCAAAAUUAAGGUGUCUAAUGCGAAGGAAAAGAAGUUGCUCGGUUACGCUUCAUGGCAGGUUUCUGACAAUGACAAUUGGUUGCUUUCCUAUGCAGCUAAAGGGGAAGAUAAUAAAGUUAAAGGGGAACAUUACUGUUCACGUUUGCUAAAGAUUCUCUUGGCUCCAGCUGUGUUGUCUGUCUUGCUAUUAGUAUUAGGUUUCUUAGUCUACAGCCAAAAGAGAAGGUUCAAAUUAAAAGAAAAUAAAGAAGCAGCAGAACAUUUGAAUGGUAAUGCUACAGAUGUCAAAGUCAUUUCUUUCUCUGACAUUUUAAGGGCCACAAAUGGAUUCUCAAUUGAAAAUAAGAUUGGAGAAGGUGGUUUUGGAGUUGUUUACAAGGGAAUAUUACCUGAUGGUGAGGAAAUAGCAGUCAAAAGACGAUCCAAAGGUUCUAAGCAAGGAUUCGAGGAAUUCAAAAAUGAGACAACACUUAACGCAAGACUACAGCAUGUCAAUCUCGUUCGACUAUUGGGAUUCUGCAAUGACAGGGAAGAACAAAUGUUGGUUUAUGAGUACAUGCCAAACAAAAGCCUUCACUUCUAUCUUUUUGACCCUACAAAGCAACAUCUACUAGAUUGGAGACAACGUGUUGGUAUCAUUGAAAGAGUUACUCAAGGACUUAUCUAUCUUCAAGAAUAUUCUAGGCUGACAAUAAUUCAUAGAGACUUGAAAGUUAGCAAUAUUCUGUUGGAUCAUGAGAUGAAGCCAAGGAUUUCAGACUUUGGCAUGGCAAGACCCUUUAAAAAAGAUGUACAUGAAGAAAAUGCCAGCAAACUUGUUGGGACAUAGCUUACAAGCUAUGGAGAGAAGGAAAAGGCUUGGAAUUUGUGGAUUCUUCACUUGAUGAUACAUCUUCUCCUUGCAAAUUGAUGAGAUGCUUGCAAAUUGCUCUCCUGUGUGUCCAUAAAUGUGCAGGAGAUAGGCCUAGCAUGCUAGAAGUUUAUUUAAUGAUAAGAAACGAAAGCAACUUACUAGCAAACCCAAAAUAGCCUGCAUAUUCAAACGUAGGAAAUGAAGAGGCAGAGGCAGAAAUUUGUUCACGAAAUGAAACAACAAUGUCUCCAGUAAAUGGUCGAUAGCACUUAACAAUAUUACAUUUUACUGUUCUGUCUAUCUUUCUACGAUAAUAUAUGAUGUUCAGGGAAAAUAAAUGUCAUAAAAAUGUUUGAACUUCAUUAGUGCCAUACCCCAUUGAGGAAGUGUGACUGGCACCAACGUACAUCUCACUUGGUAAGCCUCAUUGACAGACUC